Messenger RNA from Sinocyclocheilus anshuiensis, 878 nucleotides. RefSeq names its product prostate stem cell antigen-like. Lineage: Eukaryota; Metazoa; Chordata; Actinopteri; Cypriniformes; Cyprinidae. The coding region runs from base 292 to 711 and encodes 139 amino acids. The transcript is spliced from 3 exons. The record is from RefSeq and is a predicted model, not a curated record.
GGGACUGAAGACUCCCUCUCUAGGGCUUAGGAAGGAUGGGAGAAAUGAGGGACAAAUGACUGCACUUUAUUUUGAUGUAACGCAUGUAGUCUAUUCUUAACGGCUCAUUAUUGAUACUUCUUUUUGAUAUGAGGCUCCUCCUCUUUUCCUUUGGAGUAUCAGUGUGAGUGUGUUUUGUUUGAGAGUGGUGGCUCAUGCUGAAAGAGGCAGAGAGCUCUCCUCCCAGGAGGAUUCGUCUCACUACCAGCCCUUAAUUGCUCUGCCCAGGUGACUUUUCCUGCAGCUGCACCCAUGAUUCUCCAGAACUGCCUGCUGCACAGAUAUGGACUGUAUUACUUUUUGGCAUUGCUGACACUUCUCAUGUCACAAGCUGACGGGCUGCAAUGUUACGCCUGUAACAUCAUGCAUAACCAGAGGUAUGUGGACGUAGGCUGUUCCAGCCCCGAAGUCAUCACCUGCUCCCACUCCCACAAGGGCUUCAAGCAUCGCUUCUGCAUCAGAACCGAAAGUGUUGCAUUGGGAGUCAUGCUGACUAGUGGCUGCGCAACAGCACGACACUGCCACACGGAGGAGCUACCUGGAGUCAACAUCCACUGCUGCGGCUCUGAUCUGUGCAACAGCGCCACCCGCUGGCGGAUGACCACACUGCUGCCGAUUUGCUCAUUGACGUUUUCUCUAUUGCUUCAAAGGUUGAUACUGUGGACGAAAUAACUUUGAAAUUUGAACGUCACGAUGCAUGACAUACAGGAUGGAACUUGAAAAUAUAACUACAGCCUAAAAGAUGUGAACACAGACCCUGGAGUAUUAGGCCUAGGCCUAUGUGUGGAUAAGCCAAUCCUUCACAUAGCCUAGUAUUGUUCUCUUUGGAUAAUUAGCUA